Sphenostylis stenocarpa is the source of this 465-nucleotide messenger RNA. The record is from the annotation of a GenBank genome assembly. NCBI's taxonomy places the organism in Eukaryota, Viridiplantae, Streptophyta, Magnoliopsida, Fabales, Fabaceae.
AUGAAUGCAGCCACAGACAGACCUUGCAAUAUAGUCUCGUAUGAUCAGGCCAAGGAAGCAAACCCUUUCUUCAAUUAUGUAGAGGAUAAAAUACAACUAACUGCAAUGAUUGCGCUUGUGGUUGCAAGGUACCGAUCUAGAAGGCUGUUUAACAGCGGUUCCGAACGGAGAAGGCUGCAGAAAAUGCUUACUCUAUACCCUCCAAAGCUUGAGGUGAGGGAAGAGGCGCAGAGGCACGGGAAGAGGGAUGCUAGAAGUCACGGGAAAGACACGACGCUCGAGAGGCUUUAUAUGGAAUGUGGCAACAGAGCGCCGCAGCCAGAAGCAUCCGCAAUGGAGUAUUACCUGAGAUCUUCAUUGGUUGUUGAUCAGGUAUCAGUGUGUGCUUCCCAGACUUCACACAACAUUCCUAAUUUUCUUUCCUUGGUUUACAUUGCUACCCGGAAAUUGAAGGAGCAACGCUAA